Messenger RNA from Anguilla anguilla (European eel), 2276 nucleotides. Its product is annotated as transmembrane protein 198-B-like. The record is from RefSeq and is a predicted model, not a curated record. The transcript has 5 exons. Gene Ontology annotation, biological process: positive regulation of canonical Wnt signaling pathway. Gene Ontology annotation, cellular component: cytoplasmic vesicle; plasma membrane. The coding region runs from base 585 to 1691 and encodes 368 amino acids. Lineage: Eukaryota; Metazoa; Chordata; Actinopteri; Anguilliformes; Anguillidae.
CAUUCUCACUUGGGGCGGUCGGAAGAGGUUUUGCGAGCUCACACCCGCGAUUGUUAGGGAUUUGGCGUGUAGUAUUGACACUUGAAACAUUUUUUUUUUUUUUGCAAAAGAUAAAAUUGCAGUUAUUUAUUUUUCCUACAGUGGAUACUUGGCACAUUCCAUUGAACUCAUUUCAUUUUGAUUUCGUUCUUUCCAUUUGAGGAUAACCAUAACACUGAUGUUCGUAGUGGGAGCAUCAUUGCAAUAGCAUACGUGUAAGGGUCUUUGUUUUAACAUUGUGAAGAGGACUGUACGAAAGAAUUGAAUGAUGACGCCGUAGGAUGGGGAGCCUGUCGUUGAGAUGCGGAUCUCAGACGCAGCGAGCUGGCACGGUGGACGCUGUGCUCUCUGGCCAGUGGUAGUCCACGUCUAGUAGCAGGAUGCAGAGUCGUAACGAGGGUGAGUCCUUGUGGAUGGGAAGCACCUCCUGAUCCUCGCUGUCCUGCCCCGCCCUAAUCCUCCCUCCCGCCCCCCUAUACCCCUCCUCUUCCAGUUUCCCUGAACCCCACACCCCCCUCGUCCCCGCCGUCGCCAUCGCCAUCGCCAUGACGUCCACGCUGCAGACCCUGGCCUUGGAGCUCGCCCCUGCUCCGCGGGACGGGAGCCCGGAGCGCCUCUACACCUGCGAGGAUGAGAUCGAGCGCCGCUACGAGAUCGUCCCGUCCGUGGUCUGCUCCAUGUGCUGCCUCUUCGGCAUCAUCUACUGCUUCUUUGGCUACCGCUGCUUCAAGGCGGUGAUGUUCCUGACGGGCCUGAUGUUCGGCUCCAUCAUCAUCUUCAUGCUGUGCUACAAGGAGCGCGUGAUGGAGACGCAGCUGAGCGUGGAGGCCAGCGCGGGCAUCGGCCUGGGCAUCGGCGUGCUGUGCGGCCUGGUCACCAUGCUGGUGCGCAGCGUGGGCCUCUUCAUGGUGGGCCUGCUGCUGGGCCUGCUGGUGGCGGUGGCGGCGCUGGUGGCGAUGGAGGAGUUCUACCACCCGCGCACGGUGUGGAUCCCGCUGGGCGCGCUGCUGGGCUCGGGCAUGCUGUUCGCCGUGCUGACGCUGCAGUGGCAGCGCUGCUUCACCACGCUCUCCACCGCCGUCUUCGGCUCCGCCGUCAUCACCGUCACCGUCGACUACUUCGUGGAGCUGUGCGCGCUGCUGCGCUACGUGUACGAGCGCGUCAAGGCCGGGCCCCGCCAGCCCGUGUGCUGGUUCAGCUGGGUCAUCCUGGGCGUCUGGCCCGUCCUCACGCUGCUGGGGGUGCUGAUCCAGUGGAAGGUCACCGGCGAGGGGUACUCCCACACCGAGGUGAUUAUCAGCCGGCAGCAGAGGAGGGUGCAGCUGAUGCGCAUCCGUCAGAAGGAGGAGAGGAGGGAGAACAAGAAGAAGAAGAAGAAGCAGCAGCAGAACUACCACCCCCACCACACGCACCCCCCCAAGCCCCUCCAGCCCGAGCCCGGGUACCGCCGAAAACCCAACCCCAUCCGCCGCUACGACGGGGACGUGCUCUCUCCGAGUUACAUCCAGAGUUUUCGGGACAGGCAGGUGGACCGGCGGGGCUACCCCCAGGGUCGCCUGGUCAGCGGGACGCACACCAUCGUGGACCUGGACUACGACUGCGGCUCCACCGUGCCCCUCACGGCCUCCGCCGGCCCUGCCGUGCGUGUGUGAGACCGCCCUCUGCUGGCCUGGGGGUGGUGUUGCAGCCGGCGGAACUGCUCCCCUUCCCAGGCCUCCCUCUCUGAUUGGACGCAGUGUUACCGUAUCCCAGGGAGAUUCUGUGAUGCGCCCACAUUCCGUCUCUCUCUGUCUAACUCUCACAUUCCAGUGACACAGGACUCUAUUGGUCUGUGUGGCAGGGGCCACACCGUGUGUCCAAUACCCUCGCCCCUUUCCAGAUGCUCUACAGCUGUAGAGUAUUGCAGGUAUAGCAGCUACCCAGAAUGGUGCAGCUACAGUAAGGACAUCUUACGUUAGCCCUCAGACGAGCUGUUUGUUUACCCAUUUCGGUACGUCCUUUCAUGAAGUACUGAAGUAUUCCUUUCAUCAAACCGUUUGUGACUGCACCACAGAGUUACUUUGGAGUUUAUUUAUGAUUAAUUUAUUCUCCAGCUGAAAUUUCCUACUGAGUUUUUUAGUCCCUCGUAAGGCCUCAGUGUAACUUCUAAAAAUCACAGCAUUUAAGAAUCAUUAUAGAGAUUGAAAAAAAAAACAGAUUGGGAAAUACCUAAUCAGGAUUUGUAUGCAAAAAAAAAA